AUGGGAGACGGCUUCUGGAGCCGGCCGCCGGCGCCCAACUAUGCCUCGCCUGGAAUCAUCAAGCGGCAGCUCCUUGAGUCAGGUACUCCCGGGAAGUUGCAGAUGCUGGAACUCGUGAUUGCCAGCGAUCUGGAUCGUCUUGCGCGGUUUAAGGGAAUUUUCUCCGGCAUUUCGAUUGCUUUGCGGUUUCUGUUGGCGCGUAUCUGGUUGGUGAUUUCCACUUUUCUCUGAAUGGGGGGCGGAGAAAAAGGUCUGCCGGAAAUAUUGAGGCAGGCGUGAAGGAUGGCAUGAAUGAAACAGACAGGAUGUUAUGGUUACUUACUGCGAUAAUAUAUUUUUUUGUUCGCGAGCAGAAUGGGGUGGAAUCAAUUACCUAUACUUUAAGAGGUAGACCAACAAUUGUAGUGGAGCUCUUACUUCGUCUCUCGCUCGGUUGUUGCCAUUGUAUUCGCUGAGUCUUACUUGGACGUGUCGAAUUUCGUCCGCCUUCAGUCAUUAUAAUCGCCGAGGAUCAUUAGGAAUUAAUGUGAUAGGGACUUACAAUGAAGUCACAUUGUAGUUGAAUUAUGUUUUCUUCUGGGGAUAAAUUCUUCAAAGUGUACGACUCCUCGAAUGAAAACAGCCUGUUGCUAAAUAUAAUCAUGUGCAAUCCAAAUAUAAUGAUUCCCGGAGGUUCAACACAGAGCAUGCUUGCCGAUUGGACGAGGCCAAUAAUUUCAGUACGUCAGUUCCGGGUGGUACUCUCACUGUGAACUCAGGCGAAGAACAAAAAAACUUAGUAUGAUUCCCUGUGGACAAUUACGUGUAUUGUGCGUGCUCUUGAAUUCAAUGUACCACCACCACCACCACCACCGUCAUUAUCAUCAUCAUCUAGUCAUCGCCUAACUAAUCGGAAAUCAGAGAUGUUAUUAAGGAUUUUCACGAUGAAUAUGUUAGCCAGAACUCAAAUAUUUGAGAUAGAAUAGUCAUGUUAUGAGCUUUUAAUUCCUUUUCUUCUUGUGCCAUUAUGUUUAAUGAGUUUACCACCUGGCUGCUUCCCUGUUUCUGGGUAAUUGACCAGCAUCACUAUGUGUGUAGAUAUUAAUCCUCAGAGAGAGACUUUCAGUCAGGGCAUGGUCCAUUAUCUUCCCCGAGGCGAUGCUCAUGUUGGGCUCCAUGCUGUGAAGGACACGAAGACCACGGGAGCCUCCUACGAUCAGUAUCUCCAGAACGUGGUACCCCACAGUUCCUGCCUCCAUGCUUCUGAAUUCAAGAAAACAUUGAAACACCUUUUGGGAAAAACCAAUUAACCUUUAUCAGCAGAUGCCUUCAUUUUCUUCAGCCGAGGAAACUCGCGGUGCUAUUGGAGGAGUUUCUGAUCUCCAUGUUGAGGAGCCAUCAGGCUCUAUGCCACAUGGUUUCGGCAUUGCCCUUGGUGGCCAGAUCCACGCAGACCCAGUGAGUUGGGCGGGGCCACCGGGUGCUGAGGCUCAGUUGCCACAGGAGGCGUCAAAGACUUUAUUCGUUGAGGGACUUCCCCCCGACUGCACUGAGAGGGAGGUGGCUCGUAUCCUUUCAUAAUUCGGGCCUUGUUAUGAAUCACAGAUUGAUCGAUUUAUGUGGACUUCCACUCCCUCUUGAGUUUUCGUUCACCCAAGAAAAGAUAUAUUCCACCCUUUCGCAGGCUUUAAGGAAGUGAGGCUGGUGAUCAAAGACCCAGAACAUGUAGGACUUUCUUUCUUUCUUUGUUAUGUGUUCUUGAAUUGCGCGUUAGUGAGAAGUGUUUAUGUUAUUACUCGCGUUGUUCUCUUUAUUGCCCCUUGGUUAAACCAUUAUGCAGCAUGCUGCCGGCAAGCUAGUUCUCUGCUUUGUGGACUUCGUCGACACCACUUGUGCUAUGUCCGCCAUGAAUGCCCUGCAAGGUGACUCGUUCUACACACCACAAGGAACAUUCUUAGCUGCUUUUUUUUGGAAUCCCCGUGGUGGGUGAUGGUAUCACAUGCUUUAUGCUCAUUACCAUUGUUUCCUUUCAUGGAAAUGGAAUGAAACUAUAAGUCGCACAUGAGCACUUAUGGGUAUGCUUAGACUCAAGAACUGUGUUGACCCACCUCCCUGAUGUCGGUACACGCAUUAGCAAGUCUUUAAACUAUAAAAAUAACAAUUCUUUUCAUGCAUUUGGAAGGAUUUUAUUCCGAGAUUUUGGGGGAGAAACCCACACGAAGACUUUUGCUGUCGUAAAAUAUUAUUGCGCAUUUGAUUUCUUGUACUAGGAGGAAGAUGAGGCGUUGACUAGUAAAAAAUUAUCGUCUUUGGGCAGGUUACAAGGUGGACGCCAACGAUCGGGGUUCACCAUUUCUGCGGCUUCAGUUCGCGCGAAACCCAGCCCAAGGUCCGGCAGCGGAACACGCCCUUGAGGAGAUGAACACCAUGAGCUGA
Molecule: messenger RNA, 2415 nt
Organism: Spirodela intermedia
Lineage: Eukaryota; Viridiplantae; Streptophyta; Magnoliopsida; Alismatales; Araceae
Source: the annotation of a GenBank genome assembly